GGAAAUUUGCGAGCGUGAGGUUGAGAUUUCGCUCGUGUUCAGCUGAGCUUGGACAGGACGCGAGGCUGACCGCAUCUGUGCGCGCGAGCAAUAAGAACAGAUGGGCUGAGGAGAGAUUAUUGUCAGGUGACUCCAAGGUGAAGAGCAGUCAGCAGGGAAGUGGACACAGCUGCAAUAGGACAUUGUCUCGGACCACAGCUACAGACACACACCCACUCUAACACAUUCGCACACACAAUAGGCUCACAUCUGGUUUCACCCAGACCAGUAAUUGCAUUUGACCCCACUUCAUCUUCUCAGGUGUGGGGAGCCAUUUAGUUUCGACAUCCAGAUAUUUGUGAGAGUUACCCAUCCCCGCCGAGAGAGGACUUCACUGUGCUCUUCUCGCCUAAAUUAUUUGGAUUCCUUAAUUAUAUAUUUUUUUUGUUUAGCGCAUAUUUUAUUAGUAUAUCUUUGUUUAUUAGUAUGUCUUUAUUUUUGAGAAAGAAACCUAACUGACCAAAAACCCACCCAAGACCCACACACCCCUCUCUCAUGGGAGUAACAAAGAGACCAGCCUGGCACAGACACUCACUCUCUCUCACACACACAAACGUCUGCACCUUGUUCAAGAUGCCCUCCUCCUCCAGCGUGAUUAGCUGGGGAAGGAUGUGGCUCUUGUGGUGAUUGGAGGAAGGAGUGGAGUGGAGCUGGACUCAUGUCGUGGAAGAGGAACUACUUUGCGUCGGGCAGCAGUGGGCUGCAGGGGAUGUUUACCCCUCGCACAAUGAACUCCAUUGCUCCCAGCAAAGGCCUGAGCAACGAGCCGGGUCAGAACAGCUGCUUCCUAAACAGUGCGCUACAGGUCCUUUGGCAUCUUGACAUCUUCCGCAGAAGCUUCCGUCAGCUGAACACCCACAAGUGCAUGGAGGACUCAUGCAUUUUCUGCGCUCUGAAGAGCAUCUUCGCCCAGUUCCAGUUCAGCAGUGAGAAGGUGCUCCCAUCGGACGCUCUGCGCAGCGCUAUGGCCAAAACCUUCCAAGACGAGCAGCGCUUCCAGCUAGGCAUCAUGGACGAUGCGGCCGAAUGUUUCGAGAACCUCCUGAUGCGGAUCCACUUCCACAUCUCGGAUGAGACAAAGGAGGACAUCUGCACGGCCAAGCACUGCAUCCCACAUCAGAAGUUUGCCAUGACACUUUUCGAACAGUGUGUUUGUAAUAACUGUGGAGCCACGUCUGACCCUCUUCCCUUCAUUCAGAUGGUGCACUACAUCUCCACCACCUCUCUCUGUAACCAAGCCGUGCGAAUGCUGGAAUGUAAAGAGAAGCCCACGCCCGAAAUGUUUGGAGAGCUUCUCCGUAAUGCCAGCACCAUGGGUGACCUGCGAAACUGCCCAAGUAAUUGUGGUGAGAUGUUGCGGAUCAGACGGGUUCUAAUGAACUGCCCGGAGAUCAUCAGCAUUGGCCUGGUGUGGGACUCGGACCAUUCUGAUCUGGCUGAAGACGUCAUUCACAGCCUCGGCACAUGCUUGCGGUUGGGAGAUCUGUUCUACCGUGUGACGGAUGAGCGGGCCAAGCAAUCAGAGCUCUACCUUGUGGGCAUGGUGUGCUACUAUGGCAAGCAUUACUCCACCUUCUUCUUCCAGACCAAGAUACGCAAGUGGAUGUACUUUGAUGAUGCACAUGUAAAGGAGAUCGGUCCUAAGUGGAAGGACGUGGUGUCACGAUGUAUAAAGGGCCACUACCAGCCACUCCUGUUGCUGUACGCUGACCCCCGGGGGACACCCGUGUCAUCGCAGGACACGCUGGCUGCACAGCUAGACCUGCACCAUAGCAGCAAGGCCGGAUAUGACAGCGAAGACUCUGGGAGGGAGCCCUCAAUUUCAAGUGACACACGCACAGACUCUUCAGCAGACAGCUACAGCUACAAGCACUCUCGAUCACACCAUGAUGGGAAAUGGGAGUCCAUGGCCUCCCAUUUCUCUUCUGACUCUCAGGGAACUGUGAUGUGUAAUCAGGACAGCAGCGGUUCCCAGAACAUCAUGGACACUGCAGGGGAGAUUCUUAAAGAGCAGGCCACUGUGCCGAGGCCCUCUUCUACUUGCCAUCUGCAGGACUAUAAAGAGACUGUGAAUAUGAUUCACAGUAGACCCCUGUCAUCAUCCUCUAGUUCAGGGGUGGGUGGCUCAGAGGCUGGGGCACGGACAAGGGACUGGGAAGACGAGAGCACCAGCAGUGAGUCCAAGUCCAGCUCCAGUGGAGGGCGCUAUCGACCAACAUGGAGACCUAGAAGAGAGGCCCUGAACAUUGACAGCAUCUUCAGUCAGGAGAGACAACGGCCAGGUGGCUACCCCACACUCGGGCCAUCCCCGCUGCCUGAAGAUGUGGUGUCCCCAAUGCAGGACGAGCAGAUCUCUGGGUCAGCUGCAGAGGGGUUGAGCACUACAGCAACAGAGACAGUAAAUGCAACCAAUGACAUGGGGGGCAUGUCAGAGAUAGGGGUGGAACGACUAUCAAUCCCACCCCCUUUAAGAGGCGUGGAGCAGCAGCCGCGGCUGAUCCAGAGGAUGGAAAGUGGAUACGAAAGCAGCGAGAGAAACAGCAACAGCCCCAUCAGCAUGGACAUGCCACUCAGUGACAACCCAAGUAUCAGUGCUCACAGGGACAGCGGCAGUAAGAGGCCUGUAACUUCAGGGCCCUCCUGGCGCACAGUGCCCAAGUCCAAAAGCAGCAGUGCCAUCCUGCAAGACCUGAAAUCCCCCACAUGGAGCAAAGCUCCACUUAAUUUGGGAGAGGGUCGCAGUGAGCUGGAUGAGUUGCAAGAGGAAGUUGCUCACAGGGCCAGGCAGCAGGAGCUGCAGAGGAAGAAGGAGAAGGAGAGGGAAGCAGCCCAGGGCUUCAACCCCAGACCCAGCAAGUUCAUGGACCUGGAUGAACUUCAGCACCAGGGGAAGGGGGGCAGUUUUGAGCACUGCUUGGCGGAGGCUGACUCUCUGUUAGAGCAGUCGCUGCGCUUGGAGCAGGCUGGGGACACAGCUACAGCCCUGGCACUCUCCCAUCACGCUGUGUCUAAACUAAGAUUUUCCAUGCAUGAGGGCAGUGCUAACACUCAUAGCAAGACUAUGGCUGCUGACGCCAAGCUGCAAAAAUGCAUGAGGAGAGCACGGGGCCUACAACAGCGCAUGCAACAACAACAAGAGCAGCAGCAGGAGCCCAGCUGCCCACAGGGGCCCACCAGUGAACAGCCUGGCUCGGUCCAAGUACUGUUGACAGACAAUCAGGAAGAGGUCUGGGAGGCCAGUCAGAAUUCUGUGCUUGGCUCACCCUCUCCUCAAUGUAUGAAGCCACCCUUCUCUUGUUCAAACUCACCAUCUCAACCCCACAGCCGCCCAACACUGAGCAAUGUCCGACCUGCAUCUUCUCAGCCACAACCCUUAGAGCCCAAUGAAGGUAGUGACUGUUCAAUGCAGAAUGAGGAUAAAUGGGGUGGUAUCAGAUUAUCAGAUGUUCUCCAGGCAUCAGGUGUUCAGAUCAGGCCCAUUCACAAGCAUCUGGCCAUAUCUCUGCCUUCUUUGCCGCUUGACUUCUGGGGUGUGCUGAGAGAGGAUGAAGAGGUCUGGAACCAUCAGCAUUUUCAAACUUUUAGCUCACAGUCUCCAUCCCAAAAUCCUCCCUUGUGGCAAGGCACUGCAGAUAAUCCAGAACAGAGACCCCAAUCCAGCAGGACCACCAGUCCACCACUCACAUCUCCUCAUGUUGAAGAGAAGGUCCAGAUGCCCAGACGAGCCCCUAUAUGGCAGCCCCUAUGCACAACUUCCCAGCCACGCUCACCUGUCCUGUCUCACUCCAGCUCCAGACUGACCCCAUCAGUUGCUGCCCAUCAUUGGUCCUCCUGGAGCCUAGACCGUCCUGAUGCUGUCGUUAUGCCCUAUGAGACGCCUCCUGACCAGAACCACCGGGCAGGAACCACCUUCUCUCAACAAACACCUGGAAGGCACCUGCUUCCUCAGAGUCCCAUGAGCACCAAAACAAAGAGUGGCACUAAGCACUCCAACUUCCAAAACGUCCCUAGCAUGGAGCUGGAGCCCACAGUGGCCGAGGACCAGGAACUUUCUGAAUUGGACUCACUCUUCCAGGCCAGUCUCCAGGCUGUCCCCAGUCCAGGCCAGGCCCUGCGUGGUACCAGCUCACCUGCUUUUGGGAGACCAGUACCUCCUGCUGCAAGGAAGCUGUUCACUGGAGUGGGACGCUCUCGGACCCCCACGGCUGAGCUUGAGAGAACUGUGUAUGGACCAACAGGUUGUUACAGCCCCACUGGAUACAUGAACGUGCCCCUGUCAGUGGCCAAUCAAGGAAUGCAGUCAGGAGAGGAAGACCAGUAUGAUGCGGAUCACCUGCGUCGCAUUGCCCGCAGCCUCAGUGGAACAGUCAUCGGGCGACGCCAGAACCGUCUUGCCGUCUCCCGAAGCUUUACCUUCAUCUGCUCCAACCCAGCUGUCUUCAUCUCCUUCCAUCACCUUCAUCCCUUUCUCAGCAGCCUGGGCCUUGUGGAGAGGCCCAGGUAAAGCUCCUUCUCGUUGUCCAAUUCCAUGACAACUUCCUCCAUUCAGAAGGUCAUUCUGUUACAUCUUCUCCUGUUUCCACAUUCAUAUUUCUGCCAUGUGUUGCAUAUGAUCUUUAGUCCAGAAGCCCCCUGCUAAACAGUUUGUAUAAUUCAUUGUUGUGUCCUUGCUGCUUUUGAAGGAGCUCCUCUUUCAUUGUUGCUUUUUUCUUUGAUUGGUCUGGAUCCUGUCCUUCACACUCCAUCCUACCCCACUGCAGGAUGUCGCGAGAGGUUCUCCGAGUUUCUGGCUGUGUUUGACCGGCGUCAAACUCUCUCCAGUGAGUAGCACUACAGUCCAGCACUGAGGUGCCACAGAUGUCAUCCUCCAACACUCAGAUGGCUUUGGACACAUCCAGGGAAAACAUGGAAAUUCUCCCCAGAUGCAUCUGUUCUCCAGGAUACCCUUUCUGCACACCCAAUUCCAUGUAGCCCAUGUUUCUUGGAGUUCUGGCAGGGUAAAUUAUUCAGUCCUGAUGCCCACUUCAGUCACCCUGCACUUUGUUGAAGUUCUUUGUUGAACAAGAAAUUGUAUCUGAUACAAUUUCUUCUAGACUUCUGUUUCCUUUGCUCUAGUCCUGCAUAGUGGUAGAUCUUUCCAUGCAAAAGCUCCCCAAAGCUCACUCCACAGCAUGAAGGAAACAUUUUUAUAAUUUUUUUUUAAAUGAGGUGUGUGCACAGCACAGGGAUGGCAUGACAACUUGGGCAUCUCUCUGGGGCUAAGGUGUGUGUGUGUAUAUGACUAACCUGCGGUCAGCCCUGCAGCAUGCAAUGUUAGGAGCGUGGUGUCCAGACUCAGACCCCCCGCAGUGAGCCAUUCAACCCAGGGCACUUAAUUAAAUGCUUUUUAACAGAAACAUUAAAUUAACUGCAGAGGAUCAGCAGACCUCCAUGCUGCACUAAAUAGUAAAUGUAUGUGUGUGUGCAUGUGUAUGUGAAAGUAAAAAAUAUUUAUCAGUAUUUUUGUCUUGUUUACCAGUAUAAAUGUUCAAACAUCUGUAAAACAAGAUAAAUGUUCUUGAAACCCUUACUGUAACUGUGUAAAAUGUUCAUACUUGUUUUCAGAGAAUAUGCUCCCUAUUUCAUGCGUUUUAAUUACAUAGCAAAAUUUCAUCAAAUUGAAUUGAAAAAUCUUUUAUAAAAUAAAAUAAAAAAAAGCUAAAUAUUUUAAGUUAAAUAAAUAUAAUUUUGUAAAACAUUACACAAUUUAAUUUGAUAUCUUGUUAUGAAAUUUAAUUUCGUAAAUCUUAAAAAUAAGCUAAAAUGUUUUUAAAAUGCAUGUUGAAUUAAGGUCUUAUCCCAUUGGCAUUAAAAAAACAUUAUUAUUAAAACAAAACAACAUUUAAGUAAAUAUCUAAUUUAAGAUAUAUUUUCUGAAAAGAAGUCUUAUUAUGACUUUUCAAAGUAAAUAUAUCUUGUUUUAUGGAUGCUAUGACAUUUUUUACUAGAUAACAAGGUAAAAGUACUGAUUAAGAAACUUUUGCAGUACAGAUGUGUGGGAGGAAAGGGAGGGGCUUAUUGUAACGCCACCCUCUUAAUCUACUUAAAAAUACACAUACUCUUCCUCCUCGCCUGUCCCACAGAUGCAAAAUCUCACAACCAACAUAUUGGGAUCACCCAAACAUCCAACUAACUUACAUUGCUUGCUGAGUGUUGUCUUUUUCCAACUCUCUUGGAAAACAACUUUUUAUUUUGUGCAGUAUAGGAUGGGUUAAUGCAAUCCAGAUGCUAAGUACAUAUACCUGUAAAAAUUGAAGAGAGGAGACAUGUUUUAUAUGAUGUCAUCUCUCAGCUCUGGUGCUUUUUCUCAGAGCAGGCAUGUAAAUCUGCGACCCUGGCAUGGAGGGUGGACAGGACUUUCUCUUUUAAUCUUUCCCUCCUACUUCUCUGAUACGGGCAUUUCCUGUAGCACACAGCUGUUUUGUGUCUCGUGUUACAGGCAAAGACUCUAGAUGUUUGACUGAACAUACACUAAUAAAUACAUUUAUUAUUUUAAAAAAGAAUAAAAAACAUGAAAUCUCAAGAAAUAUACAGAGGAAUGGAGAAACUACAUAAUGACGUCAUGGAAUGUUAAUCAAUUAUAGUGGUAACAAUUAUUAUCUGCAUUAAGACAAGUAUAGUACACUUCAGAAGUGUAAAGCUGGAGAAAACUGCUAAUUUAAUUCCAUUGACAGUUCUCCCUUUUAUACAGGGAGAUAUGCCAAGUUAAGCUUCCUUUUUUAUUUUAUUUUAUUUUUUUAAACUCGCAGUGACACUGAAACCAUAGCUAUAAGUCUGGUACAAGCAUUCUAAGGGCACUGGAUGGAAAAAUCAGACUUGUAUUAGUAGAGGUAGCUCAUCCUAUUUGUUGUUUGUAGAUUCUAUGUUGUUUCUAGAUUUUACUUUAAAGCAACACAGCUGAAGAAUGUUUGGCCCUGAUAGCUUAGAAGCAUUUAAAUACGGAUAGCAUGAAGCUUGCACAAAGCUUCACUGUUAUUUGUUAAUUUGGAUAAUAAAUGGGUUCUUGAGCAAAUAAUGCUUUCAAAAUGUAAAUCAAAUACAUGUGAUAAGAUUUGUUGGAUUUAUUAACAAAUACCUGAUACUGAUUAACAAAUAUGUCAUAUCACAAUAUAGUAUGAUUAAUGCAGCUAAUUGAACUUUUUCAAUAUGAAAUGUAAUAUUUUUCCAUUAAAAGCCUUUUAUGAGUGCUAAAAUGAAAAUUUUUGUUUUCUUUGUUAUUAAAGAAAUCACUUUAAAGAGUUCUAGAAAUAGAUCUUAUUUAACUUUGUCUUAACCAAAGAUUGGCUCUAACACAAAGAUAUAUGCUUAUUUUUAUUUUACUUCAUUGGUCAUUUAUAAUUUUUUUCCCUUUAAAGGAAUAUUCCGAGUUCAAUACAAGUUAAGCUCAGACUUCAGCAUUUGUGGCAUAAUGUUGAUUAUCACAAACAUUAUUUCAACUCAGCCCUUUCUUUUCUUUAAAAAAAAAGCAAGAAUUGUGGUUGCAGUGAGGCACUUGCAAUGGAAGAGAAUGGGGCCAAUUUUUGGAGAGUUUAAACAGAAAUGUGAAGCUUAUCAUAUUAUUAUAGCACACAUUAAUCCUUCUGUUAAAACUCUUGUAUUAUUUGAGCUUUAAAGUUGUUAAAGGUGCACUCAGUACAUUUUUGAAGUAUGUCAAAAUUAUUUGCAUUGGCUUACAGUGACACCUAGUGGCGUGGAAGCUGCAUCAUCCAAACACAGCAGUUUUUAGUUACCAAUGACAUUGUAGGAAUUCACUCUGCACAGUAAGCCAGGAUCAAUUUAAUGCAUGAAUGAAAGUGCAAUAACAGGGCAGUUACUGAAAUGAAGCGAGUAGUAUUCGGCUUGUCAUCUGAUCCUAACAUGGCUGCCCCCCAUGAGGGUGCCCCUGUCCCAUGUAGAAUAAAAUAACUUUUAUAAGGUUUCUGAUUUGACUACACUCUGCACUUCACAUGAGUGAUCAUGAUUUCUUAUAUAUGUUUCAAUAUUACUAAGAAGAAACACUUCUUAAAGAAAUUAAUUACUGUGUACCUUUAAAAUGCUAUUUUUUUACAGUCGUUUUAUAGUUUAUUGACAUUACUUCAUCACAGCAAUGAAUUUGUACUUUACACAGAAAAAUUCUUGUGGCUAUAAUUAUGAAACUAUGAAUAUUUAAAUGUGUACAGAUUGGCCCCAUUCACUUCCAUUGUAAGUGCCUCGUGUAACCCAGAUUGUUUCAGGUUUUUUUUUUAAGGAGGGAUGAGUCAAAAUACAUUUUUGUGAUAAUCAUUAUUAUGCCACAAAUGCUGUCGAUUGAGCUUAACUUGUAUUGAACAUGGAAUAUUCCUUUAAAGGAUGGUUGAGAAUGUAGCAAAGGUGGUGUAUGAGUAUGCUAUGCAAAAUGCUGUGUCCUGAACUACCAGCACAGAGUCAGACUGGGACAAACUCAUAUUUUUCUUUUUCCUGUGUACUGAGGAAGAAAAUGAUUCCCUGCUUAAUUGUUGUAUCUUUACUUAUUAAUGUCUGUACAGUUAACAGCCUUUGAAUGCGAGUUGCCGCCAGUGGAAGGUGGAUUUCUCAAAGAUGAAAUGGCAUUUCAGGGGUUUUCCUUUUCGGGACUCAUUUGUAAAUGCUUGAGGUUGAGUGGACUUGUAUUUUUGCAAUAAAGUUAUUACCGAUGCACUCCAUCAGGGGCGCUGCACAAA
Messenger RNA from Xyrauchen texanus (razorback sucker), 8756 nucleotides. RefSeq names its product inactive ubiquitin carboxyl-terminal hydrolase 54-like. Gene Ontology annotation, biological process: protein deubiquitination. The transcript has 20 exons. The record is from RefSeq and is a predicted model, not a curated record. The coding region runs from base 698 to 4543 and encodes 1281 amino acids. Lineage: Eukaryota; Metazoa; Chordata; Actinopteri; Cypriniformes; Catostomidae. Gene Ontology annotation, molecular function: cysteine-type deubiquitinase activity.